Eucalyptus grandis is the source of this 873-nucleotide messenger RNA. RefSeq lists its product as uncharacterized. The record is from RefSeq and is a predicted model, not a curated record. Gene Ontology annotation, molecular function: nucleic acid binding. The transcript is spliced from 3 exons. The coding region runs from base 1 to 873 and encodes 290 amino acids. Lineage: Eukaryota; Viridiplantae; Streptophyta; Magnoliopsida; Myrtales; Myrtaceae. Gene Ontology annotation, biological process: DNA integration.
AUGAAAAUCAAGAUGUUUGAUGGCAUGAUUAGAACCUUAGCAGACGUGCGUCAUGUUCCGGGUCUAGGGAAGAAUUUGAUCUCAUUGGAAGCACUUGAAUCCAAUGGAUGCAAGUACACGGCUCAAGGUGGAGUCUUGAAGGUGAUUAAGGAAGCUCUGGUUGUUCUUAAGGGACAGAGAGUACGGUUCAAUGCUGCAACUCAUACAAGCAAGGGCAUGCUCGAGUAUGUACACACGGAUGUAUGGGGUCCUUUACCGGUAAAGUCAAAAGAAGGGAAGGAAUACUUCGUGACAUUCAUUGACAAUUUCUCUCGCAAAGUUUGGGUCUACUUCAUGCGACACAAAAGUGAAGUCUUUGAAAAGUUCAAAGAAUUGAAAGCUCAAGUUGAGACUUCAACGGAGAAGAAGAUUAAGUGCUUGAGAUCGGACAAUGGAGGAGAGUACAAAUCGACACCAUUCAUGAAGCUUUGCAAGAAUGAAGGGAUUAAACGUCACUUCACAAUUCCGGAUAUGCCCCAACAGAAUGGCGUAGCGGAAAGGGUGGAGCUUGAAACUAGAGAAUCUGCAGAGAAUGGCGAGUCAUCCGAUGAGGCUCCGAAAGUCAAAGAAAUGGUAGAAGUUCCUCGUACCAUUGCGACGGGUCGAGGAAGACGCACUCCAAAAGCAUCGGAGAGGUACAGUUUUGAGGAUAUGGUUGCUUAUGCUCUUACCAUAAGCUCUGGCGAUCCAAGCUCCUACCAUGAAGCUUUGAAAAGUGAUCACAAAGAAAAGUGGAUGACUGCAAUGAUGGAGGAGAUGGAGUCAUUACAAAAGAAUGAGGCAUGGGAACUUGUGAAGAAGCCCAAGGAUUGGAAUGUCAUUGGUUGCAAAUAG